UAAAAAAUAAUCAGACAUGAAAAUGCAGCUUAAAAUGUUUUUAUUGUUUCAGAUUUUUAUUGAAGAAUGGAGGAAGAGGGUAGGAGCUCUCAAGAGGAGGAGAUCAUGCAGGAUGAAGUGGAUGCGAUCAUUUUAGUACAUCCCAGAAACUGCUUGGAAAAAAUUUUGAAGAUGAUUUGUGGUGAACUGAUUGCCUCAUUCGUGCUACUGAGUGGUAAACAACAUUAUAUAAUAGCCGUUUGCGAAAGUGCUGGGAUGGUAGAUAUUGAUAUUCGCCGAAUUAUGAACUCAUUUGAAGUGUUCAGUAAAGAAAUCACAGUGAAUCGGCUUGUGAGGGGACUCAUAGUACCACAUUUAGCUAGAAAACGCCUGCUUCUUCUUCAUGCCAGGUUCUGUUACAACUUGGCUGUUAUGUUGCUGGUCAGAUCGGAAAAACUACUGCGUGACGUCAUUUCCUUGAAGACAUCUUUGCGAUCAAAGAGAAGAUUUGAACAACUGUUGAACCUGGAUUUUUGUUUUGACGAAGAUGAGCCUUGGCCGACAUUCGUCUUUGAGGAGCUACCUCCUUUGUCUCCUCUGGAGAGAAUAACAGACCAGGAUCCGGGACUCUACCUUCUAGAAACUCUUGAAAGAAGUGGAGCUUUGGAACAGCAUUUGCUCCCCGAGGAUGAACCUAUGAGACCAGUUGAAAUAGAAGAAGCACCCAACUUUGGAAUGCCUGCUGAAAUUAUUUGGGAUACCGAUGCAAUUAUCAAUUGGCUUCCUGAAGAAUUGAGACCGUCUUCAUUGUUUGGACAGGAGCUAAAUGAACCUGAGCAGAAAAAGCUAUUCUGCUCAAUUUGCAGAUUUUCAAUUCUUGAAAAAUGCCUGAUGGCAGUUGGUUAAUAAUGGCAAAGUGCAGCAAGCACUGCCGCCGGCACCAGCUCAAGAACCUGAACCUCCGCGUCCUAGACCACCGCUGCCGCCGACACCAGCUGAAGAACCUGAACCUCCUCGUCCUAGUCCACCGCCUCGACCCAGACGAGUGCAACCAGUU
Messenger RNA from Nilaparvata lugens (brown planthopper), 1036 nucleotides. RefSeq lists its product as uncharacterized. Lineage: Eukaryota; Metazoa; Arthropoda; Insecta; Hemiptera; Delphacidae. The transcript has 11 exons. Bases 67 to 885 code for a protein of 272 amino acids. The record is from RefSeq and is a predicted model, not a curated record.